GAUGUAUCCUUUCUCAUUCGAUGACCAGCAGAGGCGGGAGAGACAGAGGAUAGCAGAAACGCAUAUACAUAAAUGAUUUAGCGAAGUCAAAUAGCAGAACAAGACAACUUUGAAAUUGAAAAAAUCGUCACCCAACAUCAAAAAUGCCUAUACCUCAUGGCUUAGAAUCACCAGCGGCCGACGCUGAUCUUGACGCAGCGCGGUCGUCGAACGACGUGGAUGGGACGAGGAAAACUACCCUCGAGAACUCUUUGUCCCGGUCCGCUGCCUGCUACGCAGGGCAUUGGGACGAGCAGUACCUCAGCGCGGCGCACAAGAGGACCGACUUCGAGUGGCACUUGACGUGCGACAAAGUUCUCGAGGUAGUGCAGAAGUACUACUGUUAUGUGGAUGUUGCACCGACUCAGGAGACGGGUGGAACCGCCACAGAAAUACAGGGAAGAAGUUCAAUUGUCACGACGGUUCAUAGUGCAAGACCAGAAGACUCGGCGCCGCCCACCCGUCCUCCCACCCACUGCGUCAUCGACGUGGGAUGCGGGAGCAGCACGCUCGGCUUGGAACUGGCACGAAGAGUCCCCUUGGCGAGCGGCUUCGCGGAGGUUCAUUUAGUCGACGUCUCACCGGUCAUAUACGACACGAUAAAAGCGAAACUUGAGGAAGAGACGGCGGGGAACGAACGGGAAAAUUUGCGACAGACAGUUGUGCGGGAACGAAGCGCCAUGUCCCUCGACGAUUCAGACGAAAUAAAGGCAGUGACAUCUUCACGAAAAUAUGAUAAAACUGUGUACUACCUGCCGCCGAGGAUCAAGGAACAACAUCAAGCUGGAUCUGACAAUUGGGUAGUCGUCGAGCCGCAUCUGGGCGACGCGAGGGUGAUGCGUGAUGCCUUCCUGAACUCGUCGAAAAGAACUUCGAAUGGCGAUAAUUUUCCUGCUAUAAUGACGACCGUCCUCGACAAGGGCACCUUAGACGCGCUGGACAACGACGGUGACCGAGAGCAGAUGCUCGAUCAGUGCCUAUCUCUGCUUCACCCAGGAUCGCAAGCGGUUUUCGUGUCUGUCAGUUUUGCCGCGGCUCAGCGGGUGCAGUUCCUGGACCGGCUCUUCGGGGUGGAAGUAGAGACAAGUAGGACGGAAAUAAGUCCGAUGUCGAAUAAGAGCCAUUCCCAUUUGAGGUCUACUGUUUCAAAAGCCAAAGGAAAUACGAAAUACGGCGACUCCCACUUCUGCCACACCUACGUUUCGGCCGCUCGAGGAGAGCGGGACUUGCGUUUCGUGACGGUCAUCGGCCGGAGAGACGGCUCCGCUGCGAAGGUCGAAUACGACCCAGAUGCUGCGACAGGGGAGCUCUUGCACCGAAUUCGAGAAACUGGAAGCAUUUUGGAAGAUGAUCCAGCGGAAGAUGGUGCAGAGGACUUCUGCAUCUCGUUUGGGAAUUAAAGUUGACUUGUUAGCGACAUGAGUUGAGAUGACCAGAUUAAUGCCAUAGGACAUUUUGUACCUCAUCAAGCGGCUAUCGAACCUCUGAAAUAAAACGACAUAUAUCUAGUUCCAUUUUUCGAUAACUCGAGUGAUUGCAAAUCGCUGGACCUGGU
Messenger RNA from Amoebophrya sp. A120, 1594 nucleotides. The record is from the annotation of a GenBank genome assembly. NCBI's taxonomy places the organism in Eukaryota, Dinophyceae, Syndiniales, Amoebophryaceae.